This is a messenger RNA of Sorex fumeus (smoky shrew), 2681 nucleotides long. RefSeq names its product inner membrane mitochondrial protein (gene IMMT). The transcript is spliced from 15 exons. Gene Ontology annotation, biological process: cristae formation. NCBI's taxonomy places the organism in Eukaryota, Metazoa, Chordata, Mammalia, Eulipotyphla, Soricidae. The record is from RefSeq and is a predicted model, not a curated record. Gene Ontology annotation, cellular component: MICOS complex. Bases 113 to 2365 code for a protein of 750 amino acids.
GAGAGGCGGCCCGGAAGCGGGGCACGCAAGCACGCAGCACGCAAGCGCGGCCGUCCGCCGCACGCCCGCCCCGGCUCCGGCUUUCACCAGCAGCGCUGCCCACCCGGCCGAGAUGCUGCGGGCCUGUCAACUGUCGGGCGUUACCGCCGCGGCGCAGAGUUGUCUCUGUGGGAAAUUUGUCUUUCGUCCAUUGCCGCCAUGCCGUAGAUACUCCACUUCAGGCAGUUCUGGGUUGACUGCUGGCAAAAUCGCUGGAGCUGGGUUUUUGUUUGUUGGUGGAGGUAUUGGUGGCACAAUUCUAUAUGCCAAAUGGGAUUCCCACUUUCGGGAAAGCGUAGAAAAAACCAUACCUUAUUCAGAUAAACUCUUCGAGAUGACUCUGGGCGCCCCGCCUUACAAUGUUCCAAUGCCAAAGAAACAGGUUCAGUCUGGUCCAAUGAAGAUUUCUAGUGUAUCAGAGGUAAUGAAAGAAUCUAAACAGAAACAGAGAGAGACACCGGCUUUAACAGCACCUACAGAGGCAGCUCAAAUUAUUUCUGCAGCAGGUGAUACACUGUCGGUCCCAGCCCCUGCGGUUCAGCUUGAGGAAUAUAAAAAAACUGAAAUUGGUGAAAGAAAACACAAGCCUGCGGUUUCAGAAGUAGCAUCCUCAACUUCUGUAGGGGAGCGACCACCUGAAGAAGUUGCAGCCCGCCUUGCACAACAGGAAAAGCAAGAACAAGUUAAGAUUCAGUCUCUAGUCAAGAGCUUGGAAGAAUCCCUGGGCCUCACCGCUUCCGUCACUGUGCAGGCCAUUGCUGCUCAGAAGGCUGCGGUCCAGGCCGUUAGCGCACACUCCAGCGUUCUGAAGGCAGCCAUGGACAACUCAGAGAUUUCAGGGGAGAAGAAAGCAGCCCAGUGGCGCACGGUGGAGGGUGCUCUGAAGGAACGCAGAAAGGCAGUCAGUGAGGCUGCUGACGCCCUUCUCAAAGCCAAAGAGCACUUAGAGAAGAUGAAAACUACACUUGAAAAUGCAAAGGAAAAAGAUGUUGCAGGGGCCAAGCCGUAUAUAACUGCGGCAGAGGAGAAGCUUCACAACAUGAUAGUCGAUCUGGAUAAGAUGGUCCAGAAGGUCCAGGCAGCACAGUCUGAGGCCAAGGUUGUGUCUCAGUACCAUGAGUUGGUGGUCCAAGCUCGGGAUGAUUUCAGACGGGAACUGGACAGUAUUACUCCAGAUGUCCAGCCAGGGUGGAAAGGGAAAAGUAUUUCUGAUCUAGCUGACAAGCUGUCUACAGAUGAUCUGAACUCUCUGAUUGCUCAUGCACAUCGCCGCAUUGAUCAGCUAAACAGAGAGCUGGCAGAACAGAAAGCCAAAGAAAAGCACCACAUUUCACUAGCUUUGGAAAAACAGAAGCUGGAAGAAAAGCGGGCAUUUGACUCUGCAGUGGCAAAAGCAUUAGAGCAUCACAGAGGUGAAAUACAGACUGAACAGGACAGAAAGGUAGAGGAAGUGAGAGAUGCCAUGGAGAAUGAAAUGAGAACCCAGCUUCGCCGGCAGGCUGCUGCCCACACGGAUCACUUGCGAGAUGUCUUAAGGGUGCAGGAGCAGGAACUGAAAUACGAAUUUGAGCAGGACUUGAUUGAUAAGCUUGCUGAUCAAGAACUACAGUUUCGUCGGCUCAGUCAGGAGCAGGUUGACAACUUUACUUUGGACAUAAACACUGCCUAUGCCAGGCUGAGAGGAAUUGAACAGGCUGUUCAGAGCCAUGCCGUUGCCGAGGAGGAGGCGCGUAAGGCUCACCAGCUGUGGCUGUCGGUGGAAGCGCUGAAGUACAGCAUGAAGACCGCAUCCGCCGAGCAGCCCACGGUCCCUCUAGGGGGGGCGGUGGAGGCCAUCAAGGCCAGCUGCGCCGACAGUGAAUUCGCCCAAGCUUUAACCGCAGCUAUCCCUCCCGAGUCCCUCACCCGGGGGGUGUACAGCGAAGAGACCCUUAGAGUUCGGUUCUAUGAUGUCCGAAAAUUGGCCCGAAGGGUAGCUAUGAUUGAUGAGACCCGAAAUAGCUUGUAUCAGUACUUCCUUUCCUACUUGCAGUCCCUGCUCCUGUCCCCACCGCAGCAGCUGAAGCCACCAGCAGAGCUCCGCCCCGAGGAUAUAAACACCUUUAAACUACUGUCCUAUGCCUCCUAUUGCAUUGAGCAUGGCGAUCUGGAGCUGGCGGCAAAGUUUGUCAAUCAGCUGAAAGGGGAAUCCAGACGAGUGGCCCAAGACUGGCUCAAGGAAGCCCGAAUGACCCUAGAAACAAAGCAGAUAGUGGAAAUCCUGACGGCAUAUGCCAGCGCCGUAGGAAUAGGAACCACCCAGGUGCAGCAGGAGCAGGUCCAGUAAGAGCUUUGUAAAGCCACACUUGGUGUCAGGAGAGCUGCGGCGAGACAUGAGGGUUUGCAACAGGGUCCCAGAAUGGUCUAGAAGGCGGGCAGUGACCGUGCUGCUGUAAAUGUUCACACCUGUUGCAUUUCUGUUCUUUCCAUUUGCUAUCAUGUCCGUGAACACCGGGAGUACUUUCUUUGCAACUCGUGUAACAUUUUCCGUUUUUCAGGUUUUACUGAUCAGGCUUGUGAGCCAAUCAAAAUAAUGUUUGUGAUCCCUAUUACUAUUGAUUUUGCCCUUGGAGCAAACUGAAUAAAACAAAGAUGUAAACUGA